UUGAAUUAGUUCGGUUAAUAGAUUCAUUUGAGAGUGAUAAAAUAUAUUUAUUUCAUAUGUUUAAAUUAUACUGCGAUGGAUCUAUUUAUAAUGGUUACAGACAAUUUGGAACUAUAAUGUGCAAAAAGAUAUAUAAAUGUUGACAUUUUCUUGUCAAAUAUUCGGAUGAAAUUUUGUCAAUCAAGAGCUGAAAUUGGUAUUUAUUCAAUGUGAUGCUUCAUAAUUCCUAGUUCAGAAUGUUUUAGUCUAUUUCUGGUUAAUACUUCUAAAAUUAAAAUUUCAUCACUCGUAGGUAAAAUCUUUCGUGCGAAAAAUGUUGAUUUCAAAAUGCUCUAGGUUCAGAUGUUUAGCAAUGUUUCUUCUUCUUUGUUGUAAAAUGGUAUUGAUUCAAUUGCAAAACAGGUAGUGUAGCAAAAAGUAAAUGAAGCUUUUGUUUAGGUGCUGCUGGUAAAUUCAUACUGAAUAUUAUUUUGACUGUAAUAACUUAAUUUCUGUGCAAUAAUUCCUGUAUGAUUCGCUCCAUAUAUUGUUGUGUUACUAUUACAUCCAUUAAUCAAAUAUGUAAUUUUUGCAGAUGAAACUGUAGUUUAAUUUAAAUAUAUAGACAUAAAAAUAAAGCUUUUUGCAGUAAAAGAUAUAUGGCAUCAUGUCCUGGAUACGCCGAAAAUUGAGUCAAGUCACUAAUAAUAACGCAAGUACAAGUAGCUCUGUCUCUCCUACAACACCACAGAGUCCUACUUCGAUUCGUUUUGAGGUGUUCAAAUCCCAUUGGUUACAAGUGUCUGAUAUUAUAUGCUCUGAAGAUGGUGUUUUUAUAAAGACGCAUUCAACGCUGCUGAAGAAACCUAAACCAGUUACGCAGGAUGAUGCGGAUGCAGUACGCAAUCUUCUCGAACAAAUGAUUUACUUGUUAGUGGAAGAACAAACAGCUGGAUUACAACUUGGACCUAUUUUAGAAUAUCUUGUCACAAAUAAACUCAUGCUUAAAUUAUUUCAGUGGUUUGAAAGAUCAGGAGAGUUACAGAAACAGAUAGCAAUGAAUCAAAUCAAAGUUUAUGAAGUUUUGAUCAGUCAAGCUCAACAUUCGUUGCUCCAUCACAGACAAUUAAUAACACCAAUGUUGAAAUUAUUAUCGUCUUGUUCUGAAAUGAAUUCGGAAGAAGUUGACAGCCAUGUUGUUUUGUUGCUGAAUCUACUGUGUGUUUGGAUUAGUCGUGACCCUACUUUGUUGGAAGUAUUUUUUGGUUCAUCUGAUGAUCAAGGAGCAACUAAUUUUCUAAUUUUUAGCCUUUUAAUUGGAUUCAUUCAUAGAGAGGGAAGUAUCGGACAGCAAGCGAGAGAUGCACUGUUGCUUUGUAUCACUAUGUCAUGUGAGAAUGAACGUAUUGCAGAAUACAUUGUCAAAACUGACUUUUGUCCAGUAUUGGCUACUGGAUUAAGUGGUUUGUAUUCAAGUUUGCCUCGUCAAAUUGAUGUCCGGGCAGAUGAAUGGCAUUUUCUAAGGAAACAGGACUGGAGUCAAGUCCCAGCGCUUGUGAAUUUCAUGAACUCUUUUGAAUUUUGUAAUUCUGUUAUUGAGGUUUCUUGUGGUGUUGUAAGUGAAAAUUUACUAAACUACAUAUACAAUGGUUUUUUAGUCUCUGUUUUUGGACCUGCAUUACACAAACCGUCAGCGAGUGAAGUAAUUGUUACAACUGCGUAUCUCAAUCUAUUUCUGCAAUCUGUGACGGCCCCAGAACUUCUACAAUGCUUUCUCAAGUUCUUACUGUGCCACAGGCAUGAUAAUUCACUCAUCAUUAAUACAUUGAUACAAAGAAUUGGGAGCAACAGUAGGCUGGCUGCGGUUUCGUUGUCACUCUUUCGAACGCUGCUAGAUUUGGAUUGUGAAGAUUUGAUGCUGCAUUUAGUGUUUCGAUAUUUGAUACCUUGCCAGCAUAUACUGGCCAGUCAACAUCGUUCAAUAUGUGAUGUAGAUAUGUACAGUGCCUCUGCUCAUAGAUUUAUAAAUCUUGCUCCAUUAUGUUUUAAUAUACAAAGCGAUAAAACAUCUUUGAAUAAUGAGUUAAGUGAAUCACCUUCAGUUAUUAACAAAUCUGUUAAAGAUGUCGCUGUGGCAGACGCUGAUUCCAAAGAACGCUCAAAUUCUCAGGUAUCCGCAGGAUCAAAUAACAGCAAUCAUAGUGACCAAUCAGAAAUGAUUACGAGCCCUACAACAAUGGCAGAGUUUGGCCCAGAUCAUGACUCUCAAAUGUUAUUGCAUACAAGCUAUAUGGAUUAUUUGGAAAGUGCUAAUUCUGCUAUUGCCUCAUGUAAAGAAGCUUGUAAGAAUUGGUCGGAGCCUUAUGAUGGAAAGAAUCCUUCUACAGAUUCUGUUACAGAGGUGAAAGGUUUAACUGGCAGUAUGUCUGCUGGACUUCUACAUGAUAAAGCACUGAGUCUCCUGUCUAUUAAUGAUGAAGAAAAUCACAAAACACAUGCUGAAUCUGAUCCCUUCCCAAUGCAAUAUCAAAAACUUCAGGGAGCUGAACGUAGCCCUGCUUUACAUGCCUUAAAUGCUACAUACCAAGCACUAAAUGCAACAGCGCAAGUUCUUAACAUUAAAAGGUUGUCAACAUUACCAAUGAAUGGGAACGCUGAAGAGUUGAAUCAUGAGAUAAAUUCUCUGCCCGAAGAACAUAAAGAACAAAUCACUGAUCCAGAUCAAAAUAAUUCUGUUGACGUUUUCAAAGAAGAAUCUGAUAUACCUGAAAAAAAUGGGGUUGAAAAUGGGGUUUCAGUGAAAGAUGAUGUUGUGUUGGUAAAUGGUGUCAAAAAUUCAGGCAAUGUGAGUGAACAAACCAAUGAUGAAAAAAAUGAGUCUGCUAUAUCUGACGAAGCAACAGCUAAUUCAUCAUUUGAUAAUUAUGAUCCAGAUAACAAGGAGAAAGAUAACAAACCAUCGAAUGCUCAGACUUCUUCUGUGGAUGAAUUUUUCAGGAGGUUAAUGGAUAGUGUACCAAAAAAUGCAAGAGAUCGAAUUGAAGGAAAAGUGUCAUCACCCACUGAAGAUACUGGAAUUGAAUUCCCCAUUGAAGAUGAUUCAUUUGCAGAAAGACUGAAUAGUACAGCGAGUAAUGAACCUGAUGGCACUCACCGUCAGGCUAGCGUAAAUUCGGAGGAUUCCAGUUAUGAAAAAAGUUUGGAAGAUCAUGAUGAAAAUUGGGAAGAUGAUAGCAUGUCGAUUAACUCUUCGUUUUAUGAACCAGAUUUAGAAUACACACCUGCAGAAUUUUCUGUUGCUCCCUUAGUGCCACGACUAAAAAUGCAUGCCAUGCCUUAUACAGGUCCGUUUCUAAGUACUUUGUUCGGAAAGUUGGAUCAAAUGCCGAGCAAUUCUCUUUACGAAAACCUUCUGUUAACUGGGAUCAUAUCGAGACUAUCUAUAUAUCCUCAGCCUCUGAUUCGAUCUUUUCUUCUAAAUACUUAUGUCGUUUUUCAUCCUGCAGUAAGGUCAUUAUAUCAAGUUCUUACUGGAGUCAAAAAUCGUAUAGAAUCGUAUGCCGCAAAUGUGGAAAAUUUUGAUGCGUUGUUGUGCCGGGCAGAAAAAUACCUUCUUGCUAGAGGAAAUGAAGCAGUUGACACCAUUGAACAAAACUUAGUUCAAGAUACACCCAUGCCGGUACCGAGAGUGAAAACAAGAAAUACUGCUCUUGGGGAAGUGUUUUUAAGAAGAAAGCGAAGAAAACCAUUGACCCAGAAAGGCUCAAAACUAGAUACAUUGGUCGAAAAACAAGGAAGGUCAUUACAACUGACACAAAAAACAGGAUUUGAGGGACAAUCCAUGUUUUAUGCUGUUUCUAACACAAAAUUUUUCUCCGCAUUAGAUAAGCAAAAUAAUGACACACGAACUAAAAAUGUUGUGUUUGCAUGUGUCAUUCUGCAUGAAUUUUUGAAGGAAUUGGCAGCCAUAUCUCAAGAACAUGCUGUUACAUGUGCCUGAAAUAUGAUUACUUGAAAAUUUAACUUUUAAUAAACAUCAUGUUGCACUUUAUAAUAUUAUAAUAAAAUAAAAAUUCAUACUCAUAAUAUUUGCAAAUGUUUUAUAACUGAAUGAAAAUAUUCAUAAUUUCUUUACUAUCUUUAUUGGUACAUUUGUCGGUACGUUGGUUUUAGCACUUUUUUUGGAAAUGUUGCUAAUAUUCGACAAGUCAACAAAUUUUUUUUCGUUAUAUCGUCAAAUAAUUUUUUGUAGCAAUUUAUUUGCCAAGUAUAUUUUGCCUUAUUUAUAUUAUGCUAGGGUUUAUUGUACAGUAAAUUCUUAUUAAUCUAUAAGCAUAAUACAAUACCUAAUCUGUCUGAUAUUGCUGUAUAUUCUGAGUUGGAAAGUAGAAGAAAAACUAGUAAUAGGCCGUAUCGUAUAAAAGAUUUUUUCAAUCAUUGGUUGACUGAAUGAUGCGAUAAAAAUUAAAGCAAUUAUAAUACUUGUAAGUUGAUUUUCAAUCCAAGUUGGAAUGAUAUAGCUCAUUAUCAUUUACAAAACUAUGUCAAGAGCUUGUCACUUGAGUGCUAAAUCUACUUCUUGUAUUGGGUUAAGAACUUGUGUAUACUCUCAAUAAUUUUCAAGUAAGUAAAAACAUCUUAUUUAAGACUAAAUUCAAGGUUAAUCCCCUCUUCAUUUUUCAUAGUCUAGCGAUCCAAAAGUGUUGUUGAUUGAAAAAAAAAUUUAUGGUCCUAAAUAACACCACAUUUUAGUGUAUUGAACAGAAUGGAAAUAGGUUAUGUUUCCUUGACUCAGAUGGAUGCUUUCCUGUUCGUUUCCCAAUUCUUUAUAUAUUUUUGAUUUUUGCAAAUAAUGCAAUGUUGAGAAAAUUUGUGAGUCAAUAUCACUUCUAUUUAUAAGUUCUAUUAGAUGACAUUCACUGGCUUUUCAAACAUACCGUAUGUAACUUUGGUAGAACUCUAACUUUGAAUGAUAGGAAUGUUUGUGCAAAUCAAAUCAUUACUAUUUGAACUAUUUGGUGCUUUUUAUAAUAUCGUAAAGUAUUCUUUAAUUCCUUAUUUGUGAAAAUGGCCUAUACAUAUAUGGCAAUAUUCCCCCACAUUCUUUCUCUGGAUAGGUUGGCUAUUUAUUGGUUUGAGUUAGAACAGUGUGGUUAAAACAUGGCGAGGCUAUGAACGUACAAUGUGAAUAACUGAAACAAUCAUUCAAGGACAACAAGUACUGGUUUUACUAAAUUUGCAUAUUGUGGUUAUUGGCGCUUUGUUGUUCACUUGUUUAAAAAUCCUCAUUUUGAAAGUGAUCCUCUAAAGACAAUCAAGAAAUCUUUCCUUAUACUUUUACACACUUUACUCAAAUGAAAAUCAAGCUAGUAGAACUACUGCUGCCAUAACCCCAAAAUAUAUUGAUCUUAUCUUGAUUCUAAAACAGCAAGAAUUUUUAAAUAAUUUAAACAAAUAUUUGAGCUUUAAAUUGAGUGGCUUAUCACAUUUUCUGAGUGACUUUUCUCCUCUAAAAUCUGAAUAAAUAAUGAAGCAUGUAUAUUUUUUUGAAUUAGCUUUGAUUAUCAUUGUGUUAAUAAGGUAUUAUUUACUUGUUUCAUUUAAACCUAGUAAACCGACACAAUGCCAAGAUUUGUUACCAGUUUGUACGGGUUUCUUUACAUUAUAAAUUUGAGUUUGAUUUUUUUGAUUCAAAUUCAAUAUAGAUAAAGUGCCUUAAAUUUCAGAUUUAUAUUUUUUGAUUAAAAUUAUAUUGUUGUUCUUAUUAUUUUUGCUUGACGAUAUUACAUCAUUUCAUCCAUCACAUUAUACGUUUUUAUAACAAGAUCGCAGGAAAGGAUAAUGAAACUAGAAUAUCAAGACUUUUCGGGUCGGUGGUUAAUGAGUCACAAUUAUUGUUAUGAACGAUAAAUUGUAUUGUGCCAAAAGGCAUUUGUAAAUCUUAGUCAUGGAAAUUUUUCUGUUUUAUCCGACAUUUAGUUAUUUCUCAUCCCCAUCAUUAAUUUCCUGGUAAUUGGUGAUGUAACUCUGGACAUUCAGAUUUUUACAAGUUUUGAACUAUAUUCCUAGGCUCACCAUGAUGUUAUGAUCUUAGUUUUUGCAAAUGUCUUCGUAAUAAUGAAUGCAUGCUUGUGAAAAAUGUAUAUUUUCUUAUGUCAUCUCAGGUACCAUAUUGAAUUCUUGAAAGUUCUGUUAUGUGUCUGAUAGGAAAAUUAAAAAAAAAAGGAACAUAAACUGCAACCACACAGACACAGAUAUAAUAUAUUGCUCACAUAUACCGUAAUUAUUCAGUUUUAGAGUGGUUAUGUAGGUUUGAAGUUAUUAUAAGCGCAUGCUAGAACUUUUCAAAAUAUGUACCAAUUAUUCUAAAGCACAGAUUAUAAAUUGAUGUGUUGUACAGAACAUGGUUAUAGUAUGUUUACGUCAUCUCUUAUUUUUUGUAUUUUCUUGCUGUUGUACCAGCAUUCAUUUACCGUUAUAUUAUAGGCAAAUAUAUAACCACUCUUGCCUGACAGAUGAAUUUAUUUAGUUGUUGAGUUUUCAUUUCAAUGUUUUUUCAAAUGUAUAUCAUGCAAAUCUUUUAUGUUAUCUUUUUAUUUUGUGUGUACGAUAUACUAG
Styela clava is the source of this 6597-nucleotide messenger RNA. RefSeq names its product FHF complex subunit HOOK-interacting protein 1B-like. The record is from RefSeq and is a predicted model, not a curated record. NCBI's taxonomy places the organism in Eukaryota, Metazoa, Chordata, Ascidiacea, Stolidobranchia, Styelidae.